AUGGUCAAGCUCGCUCUCACCCUCGGCCUUAGCCUCGCGUCGUCCGCCAAUGGCGCGGCAAGCCACCUGCGUCGAAAACGAGGCAGAGAGCAUCGGGUCGGUCCCUCUGAGAACUUCAAGAGCGGCGCGUGCGUGCGCGACUACGACGGCACGUCGGACCUCUUCCCGAGCAAGAGCGAGUCGGGCAUGCAAUUCCGGUCGACCGUGAGCUCCGACUACUCGCUCUUCUGGGAGGUCUCCUACCACGGCCACUACAAGAUCCUGCAGAACUCGAACUCGGGCGAGGUGCACGUGCUGCACCAGUGCGGCGUCGACGCGCCGGCCGCCGAGGACCUGCCGGACUACGCCGCGGACGCGACGUUCGUCCAGGUGCCCGUGUCGAACGUCGCGACGACGUCGACGACCUACAUCCCCUUCAUCGAGAUGAUCGGCGAGCGCGCGGCGCUCAAGGCCUACGGCUCGUCCUUCGACUACGUGUCGUCGCCGUGCCUGCGCAAGAUGCACCGCGACGGCGCCGUCGUCAGCGCCUACGACUCGUCGACGUGGUCCGUGUCCGACGAGGUCCUCCAGGACGCGAACGUCGAGGUCACCAUCGCCGACUCCUGGUCCAACAGCGCCUACGCGGCCUACACCAUGACCGACAUCGCCGAGGACUCGGUGCUCAAGGUCGCGGAGUACGUGGAGGUCGUCGGCCUCUUCUUCAACCGCGAGGCCGAGGCGACCGCGGCCAUCGAGACCAUGAUCGCCAACUACGUCUGCGCCACGGACUCGGCCGCGGCCUACCUGGCCGAGCUCGGCGGCGACGCGGCCAAGCCCAAGGUCUGCUGGACGUCGUACUACGCCUACGCGAGCGACGCGUCCGGCGGCUGGACGAUGGCCGCGUCGCCCGUCUGGUACAGCGAGCUCAUCGAGGCCGCGGGCGGCGAGCUGCUCAUGUACGACGGCGACGGCGACGUCGUGUCGUCCUGGGGCACGGCCUACAUGUCCACGGACCAGGUCCUCGAGCUCUGCGCGGACGCGGACGUGAUCAUCUCGCCCGACGUCUGGACCAAGAGCGCCGAGCCCUUCACGCUCCUCGACGGCCUCCCGGCCGUCGUCAACGGCCGCGUCUUCGACAACCAGGGCCCCCGCGGCGCCACGGACUGGUUCGAGCGCCGCGUCGUCGAGCCCGAUACGGUGCUCCAGGACAUCCUCGCGGCGCUCUACCCGGAGUCCGACGAGUUCGGGUCUCUGGAGCGCAAGUGGCUCCGCGACGUCGAGGCCGACGAGGCCGUCGGGGGCGUCUCCGACGACGACCUCGACGCGGCGUGCCCGGACGUGACGGCCGACUACGUCUUCGAGGCCGCGACGAUGUGCGACUCGUCGUCGUCGUCGUCGUCGUCGUCCAACAGCGACAUCGUCCUCAUCGUCAUCGUCGCCGCGGCGAUCCUCAUCGCCCUCGUCGGCGCCGUCUUCUGCGCCGUCGUCUCCCGCAACUCCGCGCCCCCGCCGGGCGCCAAGGUCGUCGAGGCCAAGCCCGAGACCGAGGCCUAG
Aureococcus anophagefferens is the source of this 1533-nucleotide messenger RNA. RefSeq lists its product as hypothetical. The coding region runs from base 1 to 1533 and encodes 510 amino acids. Lineage: Eukaryota; Pelagophyceae; Pelagomonadales; Pelagomonadaceae. The record is from RefSeq and is a predicted model, not a curated record. The transcript has 2 exons.